AUGAAGAGUGGGGUGUGUGAAAACCUCGAGGAUUUGGACGCAGAAAACACGGAGAGAAGAUCCAAGGAAAAGCAAAGAAAAACAUUCCAAUGUCUUUCAAGAAGAACAGUUGCACUGAGAAUAUCCUACGAUGGGCGAAGAUAUAGUGGAAUGGCACCUCAGAGUGGAAAAGAGACUGUGGGAGGGCAUCUUGAAAAUGCCUUGAAGUUUACAGGACUAGGAGAAAAACUGGUGUAUGCGGGAAGAACAGAUGCAGGAGUAAGUGCAAUAAGCAUGGUGGUAUCUGGAGUGUUUAUAUCGAGGAUUGAAAUGCCUAAUAGAAGCUAUGUUGUAACGGAAAGUGACUACAAAGAGUAUAAGUACGACAUGAUAUUAAACAGUCAUCUUCCUUCAGAUAUACGUGUGAUUGGAUGGGCUCCUGUGCCAGAUACAUUUAGUGCUAGAUUUACAUGUAUACAAAGGCAAUAUCGAUACUAUUUUCACAAAGAGGACCUUGAUGCAGACAGAAUGAGGGAGAUGGCAUCUAGAAUUAAGAAAAUGGAAAACUUCUACUAUUUUAGCAAGCAUUCAGACAAAAACGCUCGGUACGAAAGGAAGUUAGACGAGUGCAGGAUAGUCGACGAGGGAGAUGUAUAUUACCUAGAUAUAAGGGCCAGGGCAUUUCUUCAUAACAUGGUCCGAAAGAUUGUUUGGGCUAUACAGAAAGCCGGAAAGGGAGAGACAUAUGAUGCUGAGAGGGUAGGAACGUCGGAGCCGGAUCCACUAGUCUUUUGUGGAGCUAUAUAUCCCCAUGAGCUUUGUUUCAUCAAUAACCCUCGCUGCCAUGAAGAAUUUCGUCGACAAAUGGAAAAUGACCAGAUCAGUUAUAAGAUAUCGCAGGCUAGACUAGAGAGCCUUAGAAACGAACUUUGCAAAGAAACCAAGCGCAAAGAAGAAGAAGCAUCACAUAAAUAA
Encephalitozoon intestinalis ATCC 50506 is the source of this 954-nucleotide messenger RNA. RefSeq names its product tRNA pseudouridine synthase A. Gene Ontology annotation, molecular function: RNA binding; pseudouridine synthase activity. Gene Ontology annotation, cellular component: cytoplasm; nucleus. The transcript has a single exon. The record is from RefSeq and is a predicted model, not a curated record. NCBI's taxonomy places the organism in Eukaryota, Fungi, Microsporidia, Unikaryonidae. The coding region runs from base 1 to 954 and encodes 317 amino acids. Gene Ontology annotation, biological process: mRNA pseudouridine synthesis; tRNA pseudouridine synthesis.